This is a messenger RNA of Brassica rapa (field mustard), 2683 nucleotides long. RefSeq lists its product as uncharacterized. The record is from RefSeq and is a predicted model, not a curated record. Gene Ontology annotation, molecular function: protein binding. NCBI's taxonomy places the organism in Eukaryota, Viridiplantae, Streptophyta, Magnoliopsida, Brassicales, Brassicaceae.
CUUCUAGGCCCAACAACAAACAAGCAACCAUGCAUAUCUAUCACACCAAUCAAUAUUAUCAUCAUCAAUCAUAAUAAUCAUCACAACAUCUCAUUUAUGAUAAUAUUCUCUAACUCUAGGUUCACAUAAUAUAUUUAUAGUAUACCAUGUUCAUUCACUUAACUAACCACCUAUUCAUGCUACAAUCAUAUCAUAGCAUACCAAGCAAGACCAUCAUAUUAUCAGCCAAGACAAACAAUAAGCAUAGUAACAUCUCAUACUUGCUUGCAUACAAGAACAAGCAUAACCACAAAUCACCUUGGCUUUUCGGACAAGGAAACAACAAACUAUGAUCUCGUCGGGUUUUUUUGGGUCUCUUAGACAAAACCUGAAAUCUAUUUUAACAUAAGCUUCUUAAGAUCUCUUAUCUGUGGGCUUCUAGAGUUGGCUAAACUUUAUCAAUUUGUUACUCCAAGGAUUUCGUGGUUUCUACGAUGAAACUAGUGACUAAUGGCUUAUAUAUAUAGGUCACGGAGGCCGGAUCUGAGUUAGAAGUGGAACCACCAAGCUUACCUCGGAACACGACAUAUUUCAGUGUCAGAGAAACGGCUCAUUGGAAGCAGUUAAAGCAUGAUAAGCAUGUGAGUCACCCUUUGUUGUUGAUAUUUUCCAUGAAACCAUAAGUCCAAGGAAUAAUCUUAGCUUCCCUUUCACUUGGAAACCUCUCUUUCCUUAGGUGAAUUCAAAUCAUGUCUCCUGGUUCCGCCACGAAUUCCGUAUACCCCAUGGUAGCCUUUCUUGAAUAUAUCUUUGUCAUUUCUUCAAUGUUCUUUUGUAUUGACUCAUGUAAAUAUUUCAAAAACUUGGAAUUUCUUUUGCUGUGAAGGUUAGUCUGCUCUUUCAAAGGUAAGACAACCAUGUCUAACAGUGAUAAGAGAUUAAAAUCAUAAACAACCUGCAAAGGAGUUAACUUGGUUGCUGAAUGCACAUAAUGACUAUAAGCAAAUUCUACAUGUGGCAAACAAUCUUUCCAAGUUCUAAUGUUUUUUUUAAUAAUAACACAUAGUAAAGUAGACAAGGUCCUAUUUACUAUGUCAGUUUAGCCAUUUUGUGAAUAAAAUGUAGUUUAAAAGAGCAAAUUGAUAUUAGUUUUCCUCCACAAAGUUCACAAGAACUGACUAAGAAAUUUAGUAAUUCUAUCUUAAACUUGGUCCUAGAUAAUCCAUGCAACCUGAAAAAACUCUCCGAAUAAUAAAUCGGCCACCAUAGUAUACCUGUUCAGUUUAAUAAUAAUAUUGGCUUUGCAUGUAGGAUAAUGAUCACCUAGUUUCGCUAUAUUGGGGAUUUUUUUUUGAAGUUACAUGUUUUGGAUUUUUCUACCUAAUGAAUUUUAAAACCUGCACAUGCCUAUACAUUAGGAAUGUAAGACCUUCCAUGCAACAGCAAAGACUUAAAGAAAAUCGAGGUGACAGUCACAAUGUUUCUAAACGAAAAAAGAAAUUUAAAUUUAAAUGGUGCGAUCUUUCUCUUUUCUUCUUUCUUUUGUGCGGGCUUUGCCACCAUGCAGGUAAGUCUUGUACCUACCAAGGGAACCAACAACGCAGUGCCUUGUAACCCUCAGAGUUCGAGGCUUGCAGCGAUUAAUGGUGCGGAACCUAGGCUCUCGGCCGAACAGAAAUUCAUGCGAACUCGUCCACCAAGCGCUUAUUGCGUGCGUAUCGAAUCAUGCAGCGAACUAAUGACGACAUCUCCAAACUUGCAGUAUGAGACCCGUCCAUUCUCUGUGGGAGGAUUCAACUGGACUUUUAUUCUCCAACCGUUUGGAAACAAGACUAGCGUAGGGGAUUGGAUCUCUGCAUAUGUUGCAAUAGAUCCUUCUGGGCUAGUUGGCGAGAACCGUGAGAUUUAUGCAGAUCUCAGGUUUUUGGUCUAUAGCAAGAGUAAAGAUCAAUACUGGACAUCCAUGGACACAGAGAUAAGACAUUUCCAUCAAUUCAGGACAACUUGGGGAAGUCCAAAUUUUAUUCAAACAAAACAAUUUAAAGCUAAAGAUAAAGAGUACAUUUUCGACGAUGACCAAUGUGUGUUUGGAGUAGACAUCUCGGUGUAUCCUUAUUUUAACCAAUGGGAGAUCUUGUCGAUCGAUAAGACGGUUUAUGGGCCUAACUCAUGGAAGCUUAUGAAAUUCUCGACAUUGACCAGAGACUUUUAUAUAUCUGAUGACUUCUCUGUUGGAGGAAAAAAAUGGGCACUUAAGGUGUAUCCAAACGGUAAUGGUACAGGAGAAGGAAACUCGUUGUCUCUUUAUGUAAUUCUAAGUGAAAACCAAAUCUUGAAAACUUACGAAAAGGUUUAUGUCCGAGCCAAGCUGCGAGUUCUCGACCAAAAACAAUCAAAACAUCUCCAAAAACCAAUUCUAUCAUGGUUUGAUACACCAGGAGAAGGUUCUGGCUUCGAACAGUUCGUGUCUUUCACUGAUCUCCAAAAUCCAGCCAAGGGAUUUAUCGUUGAUGAUAGUCUGACCGUACAAGUUCAGUUCGAGGCUACCUCAUCUACCAAUUAUUAUUCUGCCAAUGCUGCUCAACUUAUGAGUAAUUUGUAAAUAUGCACCUUAUUAAAUCAAUAAAUAAGAGGCGUCCAUUAUAUGCAAGCCGAAAUAUAUAAGUAGUAAAUAUUUGACAGGCUUUCAAAACGUUUAAACGUG